Harpegnathos saltator (Jerdon's jumping ant) is the source of this 5419-nucleotide messenger RNA. RefSeq names its product tectonin beta-propeller repeat-containing peroxin 23 (gene Pex23). Bases 428 to 4483 code for a protein of 1351 amino acids. Lineage: Eukaryota; Metazoa; Arthropoda; Insecta; Hymenoptera; Formicidae. The transcript has 25 exons. Gene Ontology annotation, molecular function: carbohydrate binding. The record is from RefSeq and is a predicted model, not a curated record. Gene Ontology annotation, cellular component: membrane.
GUUGCGGCAAGCUUUAGCUUAACUUAUCGCACCAGUUCAGCAGUGUUGCAACUAAAAGGAACAGACUAGUAGUCCUCUCGGUAACAAGAUACAUGUCAAUUUGAGCGGUAUAAAAAAUUGUCUCUAGUAUCACCGACUGAUAUUAUUGUAUUUAUAAUCGGUUUGCCGAAUGUUUCCCAAUCGGCGAUACCUCUUUCUUCUCGCGUUAUAUGCAGUCGUAUAUUUGCGUGUAAAGCAACGAAUAUAAUUUAUUUUAGCGUAAUAUGUCGGAGCAUGUGAUAUGUACAAUCAACAUGAGGGAAGGUGUUACGAUGUAAGAGGGAAUGAUAAUCGUCUCUAGGAAAUGACUAAUGUCUUGUUCAAUGCAUCAUAUACAGCGGUGUUUGUCGAGAAAUCGAUGAAUUUAUAAUAUUGUAUCGCGUUAAAAAUGCCAAGUUCGCAUCUAUAUGCUAUUAACAAUGAAGGACGUGUGUUUGGACUGUCGACGUCUGGAAAUAUGUGGCGUGAAUUCAUGUAUUUAGGCCUCGAAUUUAAACAGUUAUCCGCUGUGCCUCAUUUUAUGUGGGCCAUUGGUGGAGAUCGUCAAGUUUACGUUCAUGUUCAUGGUUUAGACAUACCAAUAAGGAUAAAAGAGGAAACUUAUGAAAAUGAGCGCUGGCUGCCUUUAGAAGGUUUUAGCGGGAGAUUACUUCCAACCGACAGAUAUAAUUUUUCAAAUCAAGAUGGUACAGUCGAUCGCAGCAGGGACAAGGUAAAAUUGCCAUCAAUGGCAUGGCAAUGGGAAGGUGACUGGCAAAUAGAGACUACAUUAGAUGGCCAACCAUUGGAUCAUGAUGGAUGGACAUACGCAAUUGAUUUUCCAGCAACGUACACUACAAAAAAGCAGUGGAAAUCUUGCGUAAGGAGACGCAAAUGGGUUCGUUAUCGGAGAUAUAGCGCUAUGAAUUCAUGGUGCGCUAUUGCCCCUCUUCACAAAGACCCAACCAAGGAACCUUUUAUCGAUGUAGCUGUAGGUGGUAAUCAAAUGCCUGGAGCUAGUCCUGGAAGCUUGGUAGUUUGGGCUGUAACUGCUCACGGACGGGUAAUGUUCCGCGUUGGAACAAGUACAACCUGUCCCGAAGGACAAAGAUGGAGUUCCAUCAAAUUGGCAAAUGGCUAUGAAGUGUGUCAAAUUAGCGUUGGAAUAACUGGUCUUGUCUGGGCUGUGGUUAUGACUGGGAAAGCAUUGGUCCGUACGGGUGUAACGAGAGACAACCCAAUGGGCGAAGAUUGGUCGGAAGUGGAACCACCGCAAAAAGAUUUGAGAUUGGUACAAGUUAGCGUAGGUACUGACGCUGUAUGGGCUGUAACACACGAUGGUGGGAUAUGGUUCCGAAAAGGUAUCAAAGGCGAAAUGAGCGGUGUCUGUGAACAGUUGGCUACUGGAACCGGUUGGGUCGAAAUGUUAAGCAAAAUGGCCCUAGUAUCCGUUGCUCCAAACGAUCAGGUUUGGGCUAUCGGUCAUGACGAUCGAUGUUUGUAUUACCGUACUGGCAUCACACGCUCGGAAUUAACGGGAAAAAAGUGGAGAUUGAUAAACGCGCCGCUUCAACUCAGUAGAGCAAGCAGCAACGCCAGUUUGUCGUCCAGUAAUAGACACAGUACGUGUGGCACACCGCAGCAGCAACGUCAUCAGAGCUGGAGUUCUUUGAAUCGCCCUCACAGUACCAGCGAAGGUACAACGUUGGUCAGAGAAUGGGAGGAGCAAUCGCGUUCAGCGCCAACACCCACAUCCUUAAAAUUGUGGCAACGUACCGGCGAUGGUACAUCCGCAAAGAAUAUUCAACAAACAUCUUUUCAAGAUAUAUAUUUAAACGAAGAGAGAAAGAGGUCUGCAAAUUCCGUAGACGCAGCGAGUGAUCUAAACGAAGCGAGUGUCGCUAGUAUAACUAUAUCUAACGAAUCUUUAGCGAAAAGUGGGGAGUCCAUAGUCGUUUCGGGAAAAGGAAUGAGUAGUACCGUCAAGAUAAACCCUGCCGCUUGGAGUCCCGUUCAUUCUGUCGGUUCUAUGGUUGGGGUUGAAGCGCAUCCAGAAACCGAUGGGAGCGUGUUCGAUCCGGAUUUAACUGGAGAUUCUGGGGUAUACGGCGAAGAUGAGAGCGCAGGAAUAAUAUAUUGGGCCGAGUGUGACGUAUUGUGGUACAAAGUGGAAGCUGGAGCAUGCUUCGUCGAUCCGAUAAAUCCACCGAAAUGGAUCGCAGACGGCAGUGGUACGAUACAAGGGGAAACUGGAGAGUCUUGGAGAAUAUACAUCUUGGAUGAAUUAAAGUCGAGAUUGAAGAGAGUAUCGCUCGACUCCUCGGUAGUGUAUGAAAGAGCUGUUGAAAAAUCAUCUUGGGUUAAGACAGGCGAUGCCAAGUGCAAAAUUAAAGGCGGCACGUUGUACGAAGAUUGCAAAAUCGAAUUGGAAUGGAUAAGCAGUGAUACUGGGUCCUUAGAUUCCGGCACUUUGAUCAUUUUAAAUUCAGACGGCGUAACAAGUGUGAUACAAUUUCCCGUGUCGGAAAUUACAUGCGUUGUCUGCUGCAGCGAGCCAGGUAAUCCGAGAAUAGCGGUUCAUACUCCCAAAUUGACUCGUUCAAAAGUAAUCAGGCUACAGUUUGCUAGCGAUACAGAGAUGGAAGACUGGUUGGCGCAUUUGACGUCAGUAUCUUGCCGGAUGAACAGUGUGUACGGUACGCCUAGCCCAAAUUCAAUCUGGAUCACGACCGCACUGGGCGACGUGUAUGUAUUCGAUCCUGCAAUCGCGGAGGAAUAUCAAUUGUUCGAGAACGGAUAUGUACAAGAGAUGGAUGUUAUCGGUAGAGAUUUGCCAUUCGAGAGCAUAUUACAGAAUGGUUUUGGAUACGGUAGCACUCUAAAAAUUGCAGUAUGCGUCCACGACGACGCCGACAGGUUGUAUUUCAAUCUGGUUUGUUACACCACAACGUUUGUGAAGCAAAAAGCUGUGGCGGAUAAUCACGACAUAGCUUUUCAUUUCAACCCAAGACUCAAAGAGAAUAUUAUCGUACGGAACACAUAUCAGAAUGGACAGUGGGGAGAUGAGGAGAGAAAUGGAGGUAGUCCAUUGAAGGCAGGCUGUGACUUCACGCUGUAUAUUAUUUGCGAAGAACGCGGUUAUAGAAUUUUUAUUAACGACAGCGAAUAUACCUUUUAUAGCCACAGAAUAUAUCCGCAAAACAUCACGCAUUUACGCAUCAAGGGGCUGUUGACUUUAUGCAAUAUCACGUACAAAUCUACAUCCGUGAUCAUCGAGCCAAGCACGAUGUUUUGGAGGCAAAUUGGCGGGCACUUGAAGAAGGUCGAAACAUGUUCCGCGGGCGUUACUUGGGGCAUCGGUUACGACAGUACCGCUUGGGUGUAUACGGGUGGUUGGGGUGGCGCAUUUCUCAAAGGCUUGGCCACGAGUAACACCGGGAUCAAUACCAUGGUGGAUACCCAUAAUUAUUACGUGUACGAAAAUCAACGUUGGAAUCCAGUGACUGGAUAUACCGCGCAUGGACUUCCUACAGACCGUUACAUGUGGAGCGACGCGACCGGCCGACACAAGUGCACGCGGGAACACACAAAGUUAUUGUCGAUGCACUGGCACUGGGUAUCAGAUUGGAUCGUCGACUUUCACACACCCGGUGGUGUUGACAGAGACGGCUGGCAAUACGCUACCGAUUUCCCCUCGCAGUACCAUGGAAAGAAGCAGUUCACCGAUUACGUUCGACGAAGACGAUGGUUCAGAAGAUGUCAACUGACAACCAGCGGGCCCUGGCAAGAACUAGGAAACACCAAACUCAUCGACGUUUCUUUAUACGCGACUGGAAAACCUGGCACGGACGCUCCUAUUCAUGUAUGGGCAGUUGCCGCGAACGGUGAGGCUUUAUUCAGACGAGGCGUAUCAGAAUCAUGUCCAAUGGGAGUGUCAUGGGAGCAUAUACCGAGUGAUCAACCGUUAAUUAGUAUAUCGUGUGGCCCAUGUGGACAAGUUUGGGCCGUUGGGAAAAAUGGCUCCUCUUAUUGGAGAUUAGGGAUCAGCGCUGCGAAACCGACUGGUAUACAAUGGCAAAACGUCGAGCCACCCUCAGGGGCUCAGUUGAAGCAGAUUUCGGUGGGAUACGAUGUUGCGUGGGCCUUGGACACAACGGGUAGAUUGUCAGUGCGUCGGGACGUACAGUCGAAUGUUUUUCCCGAGGGAACUCAUUGGCAAACAUUGCCGGCUAUGCCAAAUGAUCCCAUUCAUAUAGAUAUGGCAGUGGUGAACGCUAAGCAAGGAUUUCGACAUGUAUCCGUUUCGAGGGAACAGGGACAAGUUUGGGCAACUUCGGGAGCUGGCAUUAUCUGUCGAAGAAUUGGUGUUACCGAUGAAAAUCCAGCUGGAACUGGAUGGGUAACUGGUAUAGGAGCAAACUGGCAAAAUAUAAGUCUCGGAGGGCUUGUAAAUAAGACAAAAUGACUUAUAUAACUGCGAUAAAUUAAAAUUCGGCUAUGCUAGUAUAAAAUAAUUAGCAAUUCUGUGCGAUUGCCUUGUAAUGUAUAAUAUUAUGUGUGUACAAACGUGCGCGUAUACAAACGCACGUCUAUGCGGUCUAUGCCAAUCAUAUUGCUAAUCUCUUUAAUCAUGAAUUAUAUACGGCGAAUUACUCAAGAAUUAGAAACUAACGUUAACAUUACCAUAUUAAUUUAUCUUUUUUUUUUGUUUUUUCCUCAAAAUGUCUUCAAAAUUGAGUAUAACGGACACAUUAACGGAAAUUUUAUUUAUUAAUAAAAAUGGUAAUGUGUUAAAUAUAGUAUCACGCGCGUAUAUGUGUCACAUAUAAUAUAUACGUAUACAUCGUUCCGAAAUUGGAAUAUGAUCAUGUAAAUUAUUAUUUUCGUCAGAUUAUUCUCGCAAGAUAAGAUAAUAAUUGUUAUACCAGCACUUUGUUAUUUUUCUAGUAUCACCAGAACACAUACGAAAGAUACAACAGUCGGAUAUAAACAGUAUCUAUGACUUCGGCGCGUAAUAGCACAAAAUGCUCACACAAAAGUAUAGCGAAACUAAAAUUAAUUGUUAUUUUGUAAUAUCAUACAAGACAUUCCAACGACCACGAGAAAUAUGUAUAACGUUCGUACAUUCAAAUCUUCAUGUAUUACAUUCUUGUACCGCUAUGUUCUUUUUUCUCAAGUGACUCAAGCGACAAAUUGACAAAUGUCGGUAUAACUAAUAAAAUCCUUUUACGCCGCAGAUUAUCAGUUUUAUUUUUUAUUGUUUUUAGCUGAGACGUUUAGUACGCUAUGCUAUGCUAUGACUAUGAUAACGAUUGAGAACCAACACAUCGGUGUAAAAUAAGUGAUCUAUUUAUGAGUGUUGUGAAUUGCGUACAUUGCCAAUAUAUCGCAAAUAUCAUUA